AUGUCCAUUCCAGAUGAACUGGAACGCCCAGCAGUGAUUAUUGACAAUGGUUCCGGCCUCUGCAAAGUGGGCCUGUGUAUCCAUGUUGUUCCAAGACAUGUUUUUGACUCUGUUGUGGGUCACCCUAAAUUCAACAUACCAUCUAGCCGGAAGAAAUACUUUGUUGGACAGGAAGUCCAGUACAAGCGUGAAGUCCUGUAUUUGCACUAUCCUGUUGAGCGUGGAAUAAUAACAAGAUGGGAUGACAUGGAGAAACUUUGGAAACAUCUUUUCCAGCGGUUAUUGAGAGUUAAAUCCAGUGACCAACCAGUACUGAUGACCGAACCCUCCUUGAACCCAAGAGAGGUACGUGAGAAAACCGCCGAAAUCCUGUUCGAGACAUUUCGCGUGCCAGCCCUGCAUCUGUGCAACCAUGCAGUGCCAGCACUCUAUGCCUGCGGCUCCAUCACAGGCUUGGUGUUGGACAGUGGGGAAGGCGUCACUUGCGCUGUCCCUAUAUAUGAAGGUUAUUCUCUGCCUCAUUCGAUCAGCAAGCUUUCUGUGGCAGGGAGGGACAUUACAGAGAACCUCAUACUUCUCCUCCUGGCCGAAGGAUGUACCUAUCCUUGCAUCCUUAACAAGUCUGUGGGGGAAACACUCAAAGAGAAGCUGUGCUAUGUCACCUUAGGGCGCAAGAAAAAGCCACGCCGGAGACAGAAGAAGGUCCUAACGAAGUACAGACUGCCAGAUGGCAAUGUUAUCUACAUAGAAGACCGACUGCUCCAGGUGCCUGAGGUGCUGUUUACCCCUGCAAUUCUGGACAUCCAAGACCCUGGACUCUCAAAAAUGGUCUUCAAUAGCAUCCUAAAAUGUGACACAGACAUCCAAAAGAGCCUAUUUGGAAAUAUCGUGCUAUCUGGGGGUUCCACAUUGUUCCGUGGGCUGACUGAAAGGCUUGCAAAGGACUUGGAACAUGUGACUUCUCCAGGGACCUCCAUCAAGAUAAUAGCUUCACCUCACAGAUGUUUCUCUACAUGGAUUGGUGCCUCUGCCAUGGCCACCCUCAGCAGUUUCCAGCAAAUGUGUGUCACCUCUGCAGAGUUCAAGGAGUUUGGGAGUUCUGUGGUGCAUAGAAAGUGCUUCUAA
This is a messenger RNA of Octodon degus (degu), 1125 nucleotides long. Its product is annotated as actin-related protein T1-like. The transcript has a single exon. Gene Ontology annotation, molecular function: chromatin binding. Bases 1 to 1125 code for a protein of 374 amino acids. The record is from RefSeq and is a predicted model, not a curated record. Gene Ontology annotation, biological process: regulation of DNA-templated transcription. Gene Ontology annotation, cellular component: nucleus. NCBI's taxonomy places the organism in Eukaryota, Metazoa, Chordata, Mammalia, Rodentia, Octodontidae.